AUGCCACCCACUUCGGCCUUCCGACAUACCAGGCAAGCCACAGCUUGCUUACGGUUGCUAGUACCGUCGGCCCAAACAAGGCAUGAUUGUCAAUUGGGAAAUUUAGUCUACAAAGUGUUCAACAUGGCGACCUCGUCCACAGCUGCGGUUCGCGGUUUCAACGCCCAAAGACCUCCCACAACACCGCCCCUCGUCCCAACACAAUCCGCCGACCGCCCCAUAAUUCCGGUUGCAUCGGACCCGGGGUACUCCAUUGGCCGGUUUAUUGACCCCACGUCGCCUUCUGAAAGAAACCUCCGUCCGCCCCUGUUCGUCGCGACAACCCCAAAUGCGUCAGCUGAGGACGCGGAAAAGGCAGGGCAGUUGCGGAUGCUUGGAAUCUUGGCAGACCUGGGGUUUUCCGCUUCAAAUUGA
Molecule: messenger RNA, 414 nt
Organism: Colletotrichum truncatum
Lineage: Eukaryota; Fungi; Ascomycota; Sordariomycetes; Glomerellales; Glomerellaceae
Source: RefSeq, a predicted model, not a curated record